GGCGCAUGCGCAGCGGGAGUCGAAGCGGAGACUACCCCCCCCACCCGCCCCCGAGGUCGCGCGAGAGCCGUAAGCGGGGUUGGUGGGCGCUAUGCUAUCACCCGAGGCAGAGCGAGUGCUGCGGUACCUUGUAGAGGUGGAGGAGCUCGCUGAAGAGGUGCUGGCGGACAAGCGGCAGAUUGUGGACUUGGACACUAAAAGGAAUCAGAAUCGAGAGGGCCUGAGGGCCCUGCAGAAGGAUCUCAGCCUCUCUGAAGAUGUGAUGGUUUGCUUCGGGAACAUGUUUAUCAAGAUGCCUCACCCUGAGACAAAGGAAAUGAUUGAAAAAGAUCAGGAUCAUCUGGAUAAAGAAAUAGAAAAACUCCGGAAGCAACUUAAAGUGAAGGUCAACCGCCUUUUUGAGGCCCAAGGUAUUAUUGGCUUAGCAGGGACUGGAGAUGAGGAGGGGAGGGAAUCAUCAGCCUGGACUUUGAAGGGCAGGGAUGGGAAGCCCGACCCUCAGAGAUGGGCAGUGUCCGGGGCAGCCUGUGAGUGGCCCUGGAGGUGUGCACAGUGGUUGGUUGUAGCUGCCCAGGGACAGAAUGGACAGGGGGAUUUAUACAGUCCUAGUCCUGUCACAGCUUCUUUUCCAGGUCCCAGGAACCACUUGGGGUGAUCUCACGUUAUACAUCAGGGCAUGGCAUGGGGAUCAGGUAUCUCUGACUGAGGAAACGCAGAAGGCUUCAGUGAGUGAUUGAGGUCAGAGCUGAAAUUCUUGAUAAACGCAAGCACUCUAGAUUGGUCACAGGUCUUGGAAAAACCUGAGGUUCUUUGGGCAGCAGAGGUAUGACUUUGCAGGCUCUUGGUGACACAGGAGCGGUGGUGAUGCCUCAUCCGGUGCAUUGCAGAAUUGGAGGCCCAUCCCUGCCAGACCUCCAGGCCAAGUUUGGCAGCAUUAGUGCAGCAUCAGCCCCUUUCCUGGGCCUGGCUCCAGAGCCAGCAGGAGGCCUGACGUGCUGAUGAAUCAUCUUCUCUCCUAGGCAAACCGGAGCUGAAGGGUUUUAACUUGAACCCCCUCAACCAGGAUGAGCUUAAAGCUCUCAAGGUCAUCUUGAAAGGAUGAGACUCAAGAACCAAGAUGGGGGACCAGCAACCCCCCAGGGUCAUGGAGGACCCAGGACCCUCCAACCUUGACACCUGUAAGGACAGGAUCUGCCCUGUAAGGGGACAGCCGUCAUGAAAACCUCUUUGUAGUGCUUGGCUACUCUGUGAUGGCAGGAGGGAACCUUCAGCCUGUCUGGCUGCUGGACCUGGACACCAGGGCUCAGUGGACACAAGAUCUAUUGACGGGCCUUGGUAGCCACCAGUGGGUGUGUGGGGCAGUGGUUGUGGGGGUGUAAGAAUGACUGCAACAGGCACUUCCCAACAAUGGCCUGCUGUUCACAUGGACCCUGAGCAAGGAAGGAGGGAGGGAGGGGCAGAGUGGAGUUUCAUUCCAGCAUUCCUCUCAGAAGGGAGAGAGGUUUCCAGGCAGGUGCCAUGCGAUUGGAAUAAAGCAGGAGGCUCAUGGGUGGUUGCUGAAUGAAGAACACAAUCUUGGUGCUUUGUGGCUCACCACAGCCAUCUGUGGGGCAGGCACACACACCUCCCGCCAGCUCCAUUUUUGUACUUUUUCCCUGCUUGAUUCCAAGAGUAGGUGCUGCCUAGCAGCCCUUCGUGGCCGCUCUUUACUCAGGAGGGCCUUGCAGAGUCCUGCACCAGGCCUGGGUGAGUGGGUGUGCUUCUUACUAUAUGACACGUGUCAAGAGUGCCCUUCCGCGCCCUCUGAAAGUGGGGCCUGGCCAGCACUGCUUGUUACUGUCUGCCUUCAGUGGUCUGAGGUCCCAGUAUGAACUGCCGUGAAGUCAAAACUCUUAUGUGUUCAUUAAGGGCUCAAUAAAUGUUAGCUGAAUGAA
Pongo pygmaeus (Bornean orangutan) is the source of this 1934-nucleotide messenger RNA. It is a transcript of the gene PDRG1, whose product is annotated as p53 and DNA damage regulated 1. Bases 92 to 655 code for a protein of 187 amino acids. Gene Ontology annotation, biological process: protein folding. Lineage: Eukaryota; Metazoa; Chordata; Mammalia; Primates; Hominidae. Gene Ontology annotation, cellular component: prefoldin complex. The record is from RefSeq and is a predicted model, not a curated record. The transcript has 4 exons.